Molecule: messenger RNA, 5274 nt
Organism: Micromonas pusilla CCMP1545
Lineage: Eukaryota; Viridiplantae; Chlorophyta; Mamiellophyceae; Mamiellales; Mamiellaceae
Exons: 5
Coding region: 179-5224 (1681 amino acids)
Cellular component (GO): intracellular anatomical structure
Molecular function (GO): RNA binding; helicase activity; protein binding
Source: RefSeq, a predicted model, not a curated record
GCGUCGACCGUCGCGCGCACCACUCCACGGCGACGAUGCCGCCGACGACGACGCGGAGAUAGGCGACGAACGCGGCGCGCGAGCGGAGCACAGCGAGGCGCGGGCGAUCGCGCCCGCGGACUCGCCCGCCGCGAGAAGGCGCGACAGCGGCGCGUUCUUUUCCGCGCGAUCCGAUCCGAUGGCGCCCUCGCAGCGCAGCGCGGAAAACUUCAACAAGAAGGCCGCCGCGAAGCUCAAGCGCGGGAUCGUCUCCACCGGCGCCGCGGGGAUGUCGAACAAAGGCCCGGACCCGGCGUCGCUGAAGCCGAAGGAGCUCCCGUGCCCGCACUGCGACCGGCUUUUCAAGCAGCAAGACCGCCUGAAGCAGCACGUCGCGAAGCACCACGCGAAAGAGGUGGAAGAGGCUGCCGCGGCGGCGAAAGCGAAAGCGGAAGCGGAAGCGGCGGGCGCGGACGCCGCGAAGACGCCCGGCGGCGGCGACCGCGGCGGCCGCGGCGGUAACAACGCGGACGCGGCGACGCGACGGGAAGAGAAUUAUAAGGGGCCGAUGCGAGAGGGCGUCGUCUUCCGCGCGUCCACGCGAGAACCGAAGAUCAUCCUUCAGGAGUACAUCUCGAAGAAGAAGGACUCGAAGAAGCCGAAGUACGUCCUCAAAGAGGAGCCGGACGGGAAAGGAUGGAGCUGCAAGGUGGUCAUCGCGGACAAGUACAAGCCGGAGAAGGACGUCGUCGUCUUCAGCGACGGGGAGCCGCGCGCGAGCAAGGAGGCAGCGACGCAGCACGGCGCCGUCGCCGCGCUCGCGUACCGCGACGCGUUCGCGAGCCUGGAGGAGAAGGGGCGGCUCAAGGCGGAGAAAGCGGCGAGGGACGCGGAAGCGAGGGAGCGACGCGCGAAGCACAGACCGAAGGAGCGGCAGCGAGAGACGCUGCACAUGUCCGAGGAGAAAAGGCACCAGGUCGAGGGAUUGCUGCGAGGCAUCUCCGGCGACGGCGACGGAGCGCGCGACGACGACGGGGGAGAGACGACCGCCUUGGACGACGACGCCGCGACGGCGCUGACCGCGGCGCUCGCGACGUUAGGGUUCACCACCUCGGACGCGACCGCGGCGGUUCAGGUCGUGAGAUCCGGAACGCGAAGAGACGCGAAGGACGCGGCGUUGGAUUGGCUCGUGUUAAACGUCCCGGAGUCGCGGCUGCCGAGGACGUUCGCCCCGGACGCGAAGAGCGACGGCGUGGUGUUGAUGGACACCGCCGCCGCGUUCGCGCCCGCGGGGUCGAAGGCGGGGAGUGACGGCGGCGGUUUCGGCGGAUCGAAACCGAAACCGAAGCGUCCAGAGCGUCGCGCGGCGGAGGCGAGGCCGUCGGACGCGGACGCCGCGUGGCUUUGGGACCGCGGGUACACCGCGGCGGAGGCGAGCGACGCGCUGGCGGCCGCGGACGGCGGCGGUCGCGACCGCGCGCUGGAGGCGCUGUUUCGCGAGACGCUCGUCCGCGCGACGGACGGGAGGGAUUGGAGCGCGUGGCCGUCGACCGGCGGCGGCGGCGGCGAACGCGGCGGCGGCGGCGGCGGCGGCGACGACGACGACGACGGCGGCGACGAUCCGUGGGAAGACGAGCUCGUCGCCGUCGAGGCCAUCUUCGGCGACGACGUCGUCUCGCGCCCGUCCCGCGACGUCGUGAUCGUGACCGUGGACGUGGACGACGGCCGCGGUGGGAAAGGUAAGGUCGCGCUGGAGGUGCGGAGGCCCUCGGGGGGAGGCUACCCGACGGAGGAGCCGCCGACGAUUUCGUUGGCGGCGGCUUCCGGCGACGGCGCGACGUCUCGAGGGGCGCUGCGCGCGGCGACGGCGUCGCUCGCCGCCGCCGCGGCCGCCGCCGCCGAGGACGGGAUCCCGUGCGUGCACAGCCUCGCGGAGUUGCUCCCGGGGGCGUUGGCCGAGCGCGCGGACGCGCCGGCGCCGGGAGAAGGCGCGGGGGAAGAGGAGGAAGAGGAGGAGGAGGAGACCGACGCCGUGAAGGAAGAAAAGGAAGAAAUCGUCGUCGGCGCGGCGAAGGCGUCGUCGUCUUCCAUCCCGGCCCCGCGCGCGGGCGUCGCCGUCGUCGCCGCGCCGCCGCGCGCGUCCUCGACGCCCACGAAGUCGGCACCCAAAGUCGGCACCCGGGGGACCGACCGAGAUCGAAACCGCCCCCGCGGCCGCGACGCCGCGUUGUCCCCGUCGGAGGCGGCGGCGGAGAGCGCGCGUCUGAAAGCCGCGCAGGAGUCCUACUUCAGCGGAGGCGGCGGGAGCGGCGCAGCGUCCAAGAUGGUCGCCACCAGGGCGAACCUCCCGGCGUCGGCGUCGCGCGAAGAGGUGGUCCGCGCGGUCGACGGCUCCCCCGUCGUCGUCUUAUCCGGCGAGACGGGCUGCGGGAAAUCCACGCAAGUGCCGCAGUUCAUCUUGGAGAGCGCGAUCGAUAAGCGCGCUGGCGGGUCGUGCAACAUCGUGUGCACGCAACCGCGGCGGAUCAGCGCGAUCGGGCUCGCGGAGCGCGUCGCGAGCGAGCGCGUGGAGAACUGCGGCGACGUCGUCGGCGUCACGCACGUCGUCCUAGACGAAGUCCACGAGCGGAGCGUCGAGAGCGAUCUGUUGCUGCUGUUGCUCCGACGCGUGAUAUGCGGCGCGAGGAAAGAUUUGAAGAUCGUGCUCAUGUCCGCCACCGCCGACGCGGAUUUCUUCGCGGCGUAUUUCUCAGAGCCCAGCGCCGCGAGCGUCGCCGCCGGCGGCGUCGUCGCGACGCCGUCCUCGAAGGUGUUCAUCGAAGGGUUCACGCACCCGGUGCGGGAGUACUUCUUGGAGGACGUCCUCGAGUUGACCGGGUACGCGAUCGGUAAGGCGAGUAAAUACGCGAAGAAGAAGGGAAGCGGCGGCGGCGGCGGCGGUGAGGACAUCCUGUUGAUCGAUACCGUCGAGAUGCGCGCCGACGCCGACGCCGCCACCGACGCCGCCGACGCCGACGCCGUCGCCGACGCCGACGCCGCGGACGACGCCGCGUCGCCCGCGCCGCCCGUCGAGGAGGAGGACGUCCCGGAGACCUGGGAAGAGACCCCCGAGGACCGCGUCGCGCCGACCGCGACCGCGACGUCCGACGACGCCACGUCAGCGUCCGACACACUCUGGGACACCGACGCCGACGCGACGCGGGCGCGCGCGAGAGCGGCGAAGACGGGCGCCGCGCGCGCGGACGCCGCCGCGGACGACGCCGCGAGGGCGAAACGCGACGAACUCGCGUUCGCGUCGGCGAACCUCGCGAACGAAGCGUCGUACGGCGAAGCCACGCGACGAUCGAUCGCGAACGUGGACGAGUCGCUGUUAAACUACGAGCUCAUCGAGCGGUUGAUCGCGAAGAUCAUUCGCGUGGAGCUCAGCGAAGGCGAGCGCGCGCUCGUCGCGCCGUCCGCCGCGCCCGGGAGAGGAGGGAAACGAUCGCCCGGGGAGAGCGACUCGAAGGGCGCGAUUCUCGUCUUUCUUCCCGGGCAAGCGGAGAUCAAUCGGUUGAUUCGCCAGCUCGAGCGUUCGCAGUUCCUGGAGCCGCACGACGUCGGCGAGCUGCUGUUCCUCCCGCUGUACGGCGCCCUGAGCGGCGCGGACCAGCGCAAAAUCUUCGCGCCUCCCCCGCGCGGCGCGAGGAAGAUCGUCGUCGCGACGAACAUCGCCGAGACGUCGGUGACCAUCGACGACGUGCGCUACGUCGUCGACGCCGGCCACACACCGCGACGCCUUUCAACUCCGCUUCUGACGCCUUUCGACUCCACCCCGACGUUUGUCGCUUCGCGCGGACCCUCGACCCUCAGCCACGAUUCGACUCGCGGGAUGAGCGUCCUCGCGGACGCGUGGGUGUCGAGAGCCGCGGCGAAGCAGCGACGCGGGCGCGCCGGGCGCGUCUCCCCCGGCGCUCGCUUCGCGCUCUUCUCGCGCGCGCAAUUCGCGCGCAUGAGCGAUCACCAGCCGCCGGAGAUGCUUCGCACGCCGCUGCAGCAGCUGUGUUUGAACGUCAAGGCGAUGGCGCCCGGGGUUGGGGUGGAGACGACGCUGUGCGCGGCGCCGACGCCGCCGCCGCGCGACGCCGUGCGCGCGGCGUUGGACGAGCUGAUGGCGUUGCGAGCGCUGGACGUGCGCCGCGACAGUGCCACGUCGGCGUCGUCCGACGGCGCGGUAUCGUCCGACGCGGAAAAACAUCCAAACAAUCCGGAAACGCUGACGCCGCUCGGAAAACACCUCGCGCACAUGCCCGUGGACGCGCGCGUGGGCAAGAUGCUCCUGUUCGGCGCGCUGCUCGGCUGUCUCGACCCUAUCCUCACGAUCGCGGCGGCGAUGAGCGGACGCCAGCUGUUCGUGUCGCCGAAGGAUAAGAAAGCCGAGGCGGACGCGAUGAAGAAAAAAAUUGCCGCGCCGGGAAAGAGCGACCAUCUCACGAUGGCGUCCGCCUACGCGGCGUGGUGGAAGUGCCCGGGCGCGGGCGCGCGACGCAAGCACGCGGACGAGCGGUUCUUAUCGCACCAGGCGCUGGAGGGGAUCAUGGCGAGCCGGUUGGAUUACGCCGGGGUGUUGGCGGACCUGGGGUUCAUUCCUCGCGUGUACGUGCGCGCGAUGCGACGCGACGGCGCCGGCGGCGGCGACGCCGACCGCAACGCUUCUGUCGCGCGCGUCGUGAAAGCCGCGCUCGUCGCGGGGUUCUACCCGCAAGUCGUCAGGGUCCAGCACCCGGAGACGAAGUUCGUGAACACCGCGGGGGGCGCGCGAGAGAAGGAGAGCGUCGACGGGAGAGGGGUAAAAUAUUUCUGCAAAGACGUCGGACGCGUCUUUCUUCACCCGAGCAGCGUCAACGUCGCCUCCGGGAAGUUCGACUCCCCGUGGCUCGUGUACAGCGAGCGCGUCGAGACCGCGAGGGUGUACGUCCGGGAUAACACCAUGGUCGGCGCGUACGCGCUGCUGCUGUUCGGCGGCGAGCUCGUCGUCGAUCACGCGAGGGGGCGGCUGUCGAUGGACGGAUGGGCGGAAUUCGACGCGCCCGCGCGCGUCGGCGUGCUCGUUCGCGAGAUGCGCGCGGCGGUGGACGCGCUGUUAGAGAAACAUAUCGACCAACCGCGCGAGGAGGACGGGGACGGGGACGACGACUCGAUGAAGCUCGCGAGCAGCCCGGUCGUGAAGGCGCUCCUGGAGCUUCUCGCGAGCGAGGGGCGCUAGUAUCUACCUUCGUAGUAGUCUACAUUUCGCGGCGGCGCCGAAAGUAUUUU